AUCAAGAUUUUAUCGCACUCAUACGCUUAAAUUUAAAUAUUUCUUUUAUUUGCCCUUUGCAGAAUGUCUUUAAAAAACAAAUCAUGUAUAGAUCAUGUAGAUUUAAAAGGAAAAAGAGUUUUGAUGAGAGUGGAUUUCAAUGUUCCCCAAGACGAUAGUGGAAAAAUUACGAAUGAUCAAAGAAUUGUUGCUGCCAUACCCUCUAUAAAAUAUGCCAUUGAUAAAGGGGCAAAGUCAAUAGUAUUAAUGAGUCAUUUGGGUAGACCUGAUGGUGUCCCAAAUCCAAAGUUUUCAUUAGAACCAAUUGCUAAACAAUUAGAGACGCUUUUAGGAGUGAAAGUAACAUUUUUGCAUGAAUGUGUUGGGCCAGAAGUUGAAAAAGCUUGUGCUGAUCCUAAACCUGGUUCUGUUAUCCUAUUAGAAAAUUUAAGGUUUCAUGUUGAAGAAGAGGGCAAGGGAUUAGAUGUCAAUGGAAAUAAAGUCAAAGCAAGCAAAGAAGCCACAGAAAAAUUCAGUGCUUCUUUAUCUAAGUUAGGUGACGUUUUUAUUAAUGAUGCCUUUGGAACUGCCCACAGAGCUCAUAGUUCCAUGGUGGGUAUCAAGCUGCCUGUCAGAGCUGCAGGAUUUUUGAUGAAAAAGGAGCUUCAGUAUUUCUCGAAAGCCUUAGAAACUCCAGAAAAACCAUUUUUAGCCAUUUUAGGAGGAGCCAAAGUUAAAGACAAAAUUCAAUUGAUCGAAAACUUGUUGGACAAGGUUACCGAAAUGAUUAUAGGUGGAGGUAUGGCAUACACAUUCUUGAGAGUUCUGGAUAAUAUGCAAAUUGGAUCAUCACUUUUUGACGAAGAAGGUUCAAAGAUAGUUACGGAUAUCAAGGCCAAAGCCGCUAAAAAUAACGUUAAAUUACAUUUGCCUACGGACUUUAUCAUAGCGGAUAAAUUCGCGGCCGAUGCCCAGACCAAAACGGUCGACGUCAAAAGUGGCAUACCCAAUAAUUGGAUGGGUUUGGACAUAGGUCCUGAAACCAGAAAGAACUUUAAAAACGUUGUAUUGAACUCCAAAACCAUUGUGUGGAACGGGCCGAUGGGUGUUUUUGAGAUGGAUAAAUUUUCUCAAGGGACUAAAGACCUCAUGGACGCAGUUGUGGAAGCCACUAAAAAAGGGGCCACAACCAUUAUAGGUGGUGGUGAUACGGCAACGUGUUGCGCAAAAUGGAACACUGAGGAUAAAGUUAGUCAUGUUAGUACUGGUGGUGGCGCGAGCUUAGAAUUACUUGAAGGCAAGACUUUACCUGGCGUCGCCUAUUUGACAGAAGCUAAAUGAACGCAAUAUUCACGAAAAUUUGCCCGAAAUAUUAGAUUUAAAAAAAUAUAUAUUUAAUUAUUAAUUUUUCCUGUCUAAAUAUUUUUAAAAAAAUCAAAUAUUUGUCCAUUAGUUAAUUUUAUUGAAAUUGGUUUAAAUCUAUCCCUGUUAUCAAUUAUAUAUUGCAAAAAUCACCGUCUUUUAAUACUUUUCCUUUAUACGCUUUUAUGAUUGGAGUUGGA
This is a messenger RNA of Gordionus sp. m RMFG-2023, 1541 nucleotides long. RefSeq names its product phosphoglycerate kinase-like. The record is from RefSeq and is a predicted model, not a curated record. The transcript has 12 exons. Gene Ontology annotation, biological process: gluconeogenesis; glycolytic process. Gene Ontology annotation, cellular component: cytosol. NCBI's taxonomy places the organism in Eukaryota, Metazoa, Nematomorpha, Gordioida, Chordodea, Parachordodidae. Bases 64 to 1320 code for a protein of 418 amino acids. Gene Ontology annotation, molecular function: ADP binding; phosphoglycerate kinase activity; ATP binding.